Molecule: messenger RNA, 2319 nt
Organism: Capronia epimyces CBS 606.96
Lineage: Eukaryota; Fungi; Ascomycota; Eurotiomycetes; Chaetothyriales; Herpotrichiellaceae
Exons: 2
Coding region: 1-2319 (772 amino acids)
Molecular function (GO): oxidoreductase activity; copper ion binding
Source: RefSeq, a predicted model, not a curated record
AUGCAUCCGUCGCUGUGGCUCCUCGAAGUCUUUUUCUGCUUGUUUGCCGUUUCUGUGAGGGCGGAGGCGUCGAGUUCGUCCACAACGAUCUGGGCCACCGGCGCUCAUAAUUCUUCGACCUCUUUUAAUUCGUCAUCGACGACGACAAGAUUGACCAAACCGGUGGUGACAUAUACGAAACCCCCAUCACCGGCGGACACGGUUACCCAUAUUCUCCCCCAGUCGAUUUCGGAUCUCAUCUUUCCCACCGUCAUCCCGCAUCGACCGAUUCAGCCAUCGAACAUCCGUUGUGGACGAUGGGGUCUGCCGCAAUCUCGGACCAACGGUCAAUCCCCAUUGGGGACAAUCGGACAAAGGGGAAAGGGAGGUGCACCCCAGUUCCCUCCAUUCAUCGGUGCCCCUGGCUUCGAUAGUGGGACUUAUGGUAACAACGGGGGGGGCGGCGGCGGCGGCUAUGGCAAUGGCGGUUCCAAUAGCGGUGGCAGUGGCAGUGGCAGUGGCAGUGGCAGUGGCAGUGGGAACAAUAACAACGGCGGCGGUGACAACGGGAACGGCAAUGGCAACGGCAACGGCAAUGGCAACGGCAGUGGCAAUACGGGAAGCACUGGCUAUGGCGGUGGCAGGGGGAACGGAGGACCAGGUGGUGGCGGCCCUCGAUCCUUCCCCUGGGGUUCGAGGACAGCGAAUAACACCAAUCCUUAUAAAGACCCUCCAGUGACGGGAGUGGUUCGCAAAUACACCUUCGUCAUCCAACGCGCGGUGCUGGCUCCCGAUGGAGUGGAAAGGGACGUGAUUGUCAUCAAUGGACAAUUUCCCGGGCCCACGAUCGAGGCCGACUGGGGAGAUACCAUUGAGAUUACGGUGGUCAACGCGAUCACGGGGCCUGAAGAAGGGACCUCAGUUCACUGGCACGGCCUGUUGCAGAAGAAUACCGGGUAUGAGGAUGGGGUGCCUGGCAUCACGCAAUGCCCGAUCGCGCCGGGCCAGACGUUCACCUAUUCCGUCAACGCCGACCUGUAUGGAACCAGUUGGUACCAUGCGCACUAUUCAGCCCAAUAUGCUGCGGGCGUCUUCGGUGCCAUGAUCAUCCACGGCCCGACCAAUGCGGCCUAUGAUGAGGACCUUGGGCCGGUCAUCCUCAGCGACUAUUAUCACGGCAAUUACUAUGACAUUCUCGAGGACGUCAUGGGCACCGACCUGAGCAAGGCGGCCGCGUUUUCGGACAACAACCUGAUCAACGGCAAAGGGACCUUCGACUGCUCCCAAGUCAGCAACAGCACCAAGUGUACGCCUGGUGCGGGCUACUCGAAGUUCCAGUUCACGCAGGGCACAACAUACCGACUCCGACUGAUCAAUGCCGGAGGAGAAGGGGUGCAGAAAUUCAGCAUCGACAACCACCAGCUGAAGGUCAUCUCGUACGACUUUGUGCCGAUUGUCCCAUACACCACGGAGAUUGUGACUCUGGGCGUUGGCCAACGAGCAGAUGUGCUGGUCGAAGCCACAGGAAAGCCGACCGAUGCUGUGUGGAUGCGGUCCGUCAUCAGCAACUGCUCGCUCACCCACCAGCCAUAUGCGUAUGCGAUGAUCUACUACCAGAAUGCCGACCUCGACAGCAAGCCGCUGACCGAGGCCUGGCCGGACACGACAGAUAUCUGUGCCAACGACGACCUGAGCCUGACCGCCCCUUACUUUCCCAUCGCGCCGCCGGCGAACCCGGCAACCGAGGUGUCGAUCGAUCUCAACUUCGGGGUCAACGCGACCGGGCAUCUGGUGUGGACCAUGAACAAUUCAACCUUCCGCACCUGCUACAAUGACCCGGUGCUGAUGCGGGCGCAAGAAAAGUACAGCAGCACCGCCGGCAGCAACGCCUCGUCGUUUGAGUUUCCCACCGAGUGGAACGUGUUUGAUUUCGGCAACGCCAGCAGUAUCCGCAUCAUCGUCAACAAUCUGACCCCGGUGGCUCAUCCGAUGCAUAUACACGGUCACAACAUGUACGUGCUCGACGAAGGUGUCGGGGAAUGGGACGGGACCAUUGUCCGACCAAACAAUCCUACCAGGAGAGAUACCCAGCAGCUCCAGCCUGCCGGGGCGGACGGGCCGGGAUAUUUGGUGUUCCAGAUUGACGCGGACAAUCCGGGGGUAUGGCCUUUCCAUUGCCACAUUGCCUGGCAUGUGAGUGGAGGACUUUACGUGAAUAUUCUGGAACGACCAAAUGAUAUCCCCAACAUCAAGACCCCCGAUGAGGUCAGCAACCUAUGUAAGACCUGGGGCGAUUUCACGGGACUCGGACCUAUCGAUCAGAUUGAUUCGGGACUAUAG